Molecule: messenger RNA, 318 nt
Organism: Staurois parvus
Lineage: Eukaryota; Metazoa; Chordata; Amphibia; Anura; Ranidae
Source: the annotation of a GenBank genome assembly
CCAUCAGUGCCAGUCAGUGCCACCUACCGUUCCCAGCAGUGCCCCCACCUGUGCCCAGCAGUGCCCCCACCUGUGCCCAGCAGUGCACCCACCUGUGCCACUCUGCAGUGCCACCUACCUGUGCCCAGAAGUGCCACCUACAUGUGCCAGCAGCAGUGCCACCCACCUGUGCCCACCAGUGCCACCCACCUGUGCCCACCAGUGCCACCCACCUGUGCCCACCCACCAGUGCCAUCCACCAGUGCAGCCCAGCAGUGCUGCCAGUCAGUGCCACCAGUCAGUGCCCAGGGGUUGUGCCAGUCAGUGCCGCCAGUCAGU